Messenger RNA from Calliphora vicina (urban bluebottle blowfly), 2199 nucleotides. RefSeq names its product Alkaline phosphatase 4 (gene Alp4). Lineage: Eukaryota; Metazoa; Arthropoda; Insecta; Diptera; Calliphoridae. Gene Ontology annotation, biological process: dephosphorylation. Gene Ontology annotation, molecular function: alkaline phosphatase activity. The transcript is spliced from 4 exons. Bases 291 to 2060 code for a protein of 589 amino acids. The record is from RefSeq and is a predicted model, not a curated record.
GUAGCAGCAGAUCCAUUAGAUACACAACAUUCGGGUGUUGUAUCUUUUGAAUAAACCAGACAAAACACACGGUUUUUUUUUUAAAUUUUGCAACAAGUUCUACUUGAGCAGUCAGUUUGGCUGAACUAUCUGCGAAGUUGAAUUAAAACAGUUUUGUGAGCGUAAAACGGAAACAAUUUCGACGACAUUUAAAAAUUAAUUUUUCGUGUUUUAAUGAAUUAAUUUGUGUGUUUAAGUGUAGAAUUAUUAACUGUGAUAUUAUUAUUAUCGUAUUACUUAAACUUGACAAAAUGUUGAAUUUUAAAUUUGUGUGCAUUUUUUAUACUGUUAUCACGAUAUCAUCGUGUGUUUACGGUGGGGUAACUACUAAUUUACCUCCCACAGAUAUACGCACGUUAAAUGCCUCCGAUGUGGGUCCGGAAUUUGUGAAUGUGGAGCAACCUUCGGCGAGAGCAAAUACAGAUUACGAUAAUAACAAGGAUAUUGAGGAUGCCCAAUUCUGGUAUAAUGUAGCUUUCAAGCAGCUGGGUAACAUCAUUAAGAAUGCCAAAAAGAAUCAGGAAAAUGGUUACAAACGUAAAGCCAAAAACAUUAUAAUAUUUGUGGGUGAUGGCAUGGGUUUGACAACAAUUACAGCUGGACGUAUAUAUAAAGGACAAUAUUUAAAACAUGGCAAUGGUGAAGAAGAAAUGUUAUCCUUCGAUGAAUUCCCCUAUACUGCUUUAGCAAAGACCUAUAAUGUGGACAAACAAGUACCCGAUUCGGCCGGCACGGCUACUGCCAUGUUUUGUGGUAGUAAAUCAGACUAUGGCGCCAUUGGCAUGGAUACCACAAGAUCGAAAACUGAUGGCCAACAAGGGCGCUUAACCUCAAUUAUGGACUGGGCCCAAGCUGAAAAUAAACGUACUGGCAUUGUUACGACCACUCGUAUUACACACGCUACACCAUCAGCUACUUAUGCCAAAAUCUAUCACCGUGAUUGGGAGUGUGACAACAAAGUACCAGAUGAAUCGAAACUUCACUAUAUUGAUAUUGCAAGACAGCUUGUUGAAAGAAGUCCCGGCAAUAAGUUUAAUGUUAUCAUGGGUGGUGGUCUUAAACCACUUGGCGCUAUGAAUCCCAAUGAAGUUCGUAAAGUAAAAUUUGAGGGUGACACUGAAGAAAUUUGUGCACGUACAGAUGGCAUGAAUUUGCCCCAGAAAUGGUUGGACUAUGGUAAAUCCAUCAAUGAUAGCAGAGUGUUUGUGAAGAGUAUAAAAGAACUGAAAGAAGUCGAUUUGAAAGAGGUCAAUAGCUUAAUGGGUUUAUUCCGUAAUAAUCACAUCACUUACUCCAUAGCCAGAGAAGAGGGUGAACCUUCAUUGCAGGAAAUGACAGAAGCUGCUAUUGAAGUUUUGGAACGUGGAACAAAUUCGAAUGGCUAUGUUUUGCUUGUUGAAGGUGGUCGUAUCGAUCAAGCCCAUCAUCAAAAUUAUGCUCAUGCUGCUCUGCACGAACUUUAUGAAUUUGACAAAGCCAUUGCAGCUGCUGUAGAAAAGACCAAUUCAGAUGAUACUCUAAUUCUUGUAACAGCAGAUCAUUCACAUUCAGUUACUCUCAACGGUUAUCCCAAGCGCGGUGCCGAUAUUUUAGGAUUUGCCAACAAAUCAUCUGAUCCCAUUGCCUACGAAACUAUUAUGUAUGCCAACGGUCCUGGCUUCUACGAACAUUUGUCCAAUGGUACUGUUAAUACAAACUCAUCAACAGAUAUUUGGCGAUCUUUGACUCAGUUAACUGAAGAUCAACGUAAUUCUCCCACUUAUCGCCACAUGGCUACUGUACCUUUAAAAGAUGAAAGUCACGGUGGCGAAGAUGUGAUCGUUUUUGCUCAUGGCCCCGGUUCCAGUUUGGUGCGUGGCGUAUUUGAGCAAAACUAUUUAGCGUUUGUUAUGAGUUAUGCCGGUUGCAUGGGUCCGGCAAAAUCAUUCGAUGAUACAUGUAAAAGUGGAGCAAUGACAGUCACUAUUCCUGUCUUUUUACUCUUGUCUGUGUGUUUAAUGCACUUUAUUAAUAAAUUUUAGUAUUAAUUGUUUUGUUUGUGUAUAAAUAAAGUUAGGUCAAGCUUAUAAAGUUUAAGUUAAAACCAAUAAUUUAAGAGUAAAUAUAAACGUAGUAUUAAUAAUAACUUAAUAAAAGAAAACUAUUUUGUUUAAAACGAAA